AUGGCCCUCAGCCAAUCCAAAAAUUUAAAAACGGAGGUGAAGGAGACCCUCAUAGAUGUUCUGGGCAAACUCAAGAAACUGUCAUCUGUCAAUGUCUGUCAUUUCCUGUUAAUUGUUUACCAUAGCUCACCGUGUAUGAUGACCCAGUCGCCUAAGAAAUACGUCUCCAAUUAUACAAACUGCACUUCGCACAGAGGAGUUGAAGCUAAAGAUGUUGAAUUAGCCAACCCGCAGUUAGAUCUGACGACGUCGCAUUCGAGUAAUUUCCGUGCGGACAGUAGCGCAGAUCGCGAGCCGUCGAGCGAGGCGCCAGCGCCACCGCCAACCUUCGCAGCUUCCGCACCUGACGACACUGCCUCGUACUUGCAGGUGGUGGUGGAGAAGCACCGGCGGCGACGUGAGGUAAGAGCGCGCCCGGCGCAGACCUCGCCGCGAUUGCCGAGUGCGUCUAGCCCCCUCGCGCGCGUUCACCCUCCACAGGUGAGCGGUGGCGGUGACCGUGGCGUGUACGUGCUGCCGCACUCGGUGCUGCUGGCGUGUCCGACUGCCUCACCGCUGUGCCGCGCGCUAAACGCCCAUAACUACAACACGCGGGGCGCGUUAGUGGACGUGGCGACGUGCGCGCGCAGCUCGUGCUCGCUGGCGCCUCGCGAUGGUGCGGGCGCGGGCGCCGGUGACAUCCAACAUGGAGAACACGGCGUGCAGAAAAAAAAUAAUCCCUGGAAGAUAUUCCGCGGCAUCAACAGCGACUUGUACGAUAAUGAGCCGGAGCGCGUGGAGGUGUACUACUUCGAGCAGGGCGCCGGCUCGUUCCUGGCGACAAGCGACGGCGGGCGCGUGACGUGGUGCGAGCGAGCGGCUCGGCGGCCGGAGCGCGUGGCACGCGCGCUGCUGGCCGAGUUGUCCUCCGCGGCCACGCUGCUGGGCGGCGCGCCGGUCGCGCUGCUGCUGAGCGUACAGCGCGCCGCGCUCGUGCUAGUGCGCGGCGCCGUCACGGGCGCCGUGCAGACGACCUCGGACUACGCGCUCAAGCCGGCGCUGGCGCUGCUAUACAACGCGCUGGUGCAGCCGGUGCUCGUGUUCGCGUGCAACGUUGCGCGCGGAGUGCGGUCGGUCCUGCGACCCUUGUCGGCAGCGAUGAGCGAAGCGGUGGAGCCGGUGGCGCGCGUGCUGAGCGCAGUGCGUCUCGUGGAUGUACGCCUCGCAUGCUCUUGUCCGCACUGUGCGCAAUCGCGUCCGUGUGAAGCCGGCCACUGA
Arctia plantaginis is the source of this 1257-nucleotide messenger RNA. The record is from the annotation of a GenBank genome assembly. Lineage: Eukaryota; Metazoa; Arthropoda; Insecta; Lepidoptera; Erebidae.